Messenger RNA from Plasmodium gonderi, 423 nucleotides. RefSeq lists its product as hypothetical. NCBI's taxonomy places the organism in Eukaryota, Apicomplexa, Aconoidasida, Haemosporida, Plasmodiidae. The coding region runs from base 1 to 423 and encodes 140 amino acids. The transcript has a single exon. The record is from RefSeq and is a predicted model, not a curated record.
AUGAAUUUCAGCAAUAAUGAUAAGAAAAGAAACCUACCUUCACAUGCAGAUGAAAAUGAAUACGACUUUUCUCAACCACCCUCAGACGUGGAAGGUGUUGGAAAUACCACUACAAACUUAAACACGAAUAUGGUUCCUAAUGCUGCAAGUUCCUCUUCCAUGCAUAAUCCAUAUUAUUAUGGAGGAUCCAUAAUACCACAAUUUCCAUUUAGUGGAUCCAUGUAUAACCACCAGCCCAUGAAUUAUGGUAACAUGAUGCCAUAUUGUGAUUACAAUUAUGUUAAUAAAAGAUCUACAAAAAAGAAAAAAAAUUACCACAAUUAUGCAAAGAAUCAGAACAAUGGACUCUCAAUACUGAAGGAGGCCCUCGUGGAUCCCUGGGCACAGUUGUAUACCAAAUAUCCGAACAUCAUCUUUGACUAG